This is a messenger RNA of Merops nubicus (carmine bee-eater), 1761 nucleotides long. RefSeq names its product TATA box binding protein (TBP)-associated factor, RNA polymerase I, B, 63kDa (gene TAF1B). Gene Ontology annotation, molecular function: RNA polymerase I core promoter sequence-specific DNA binding. The record is from RefSeq and is a predicted model, not a curated record. The annotation marks the transcript as partial. NCBI's taxonomy places the organism in Eukaryota, Metazoa, Chordata, Aves, Coraciiformes, Meropidae. Gene Ontology annotation, biological process: nucleolar large rRNA transcription by RNA polymerase I; RNA polymerase I preinitiation complex assembly. The transcript has 14 exons. Gene Ontology annotation, cellular component: RNA polymerase I core factor complex; RNA polymerase transcription factor SL1 complex.
AGAGAUUUUAAUGAACGCUGUGCUCAGUGUUCAGAAGUUAACUGGGGUCUCACUGAUGGAGGCAGAUUUUAUUGCAGAUCUUGUCACAAUGUUACUGAGAGAACUAGAGAAGUUGUAAACACUGAUUUUGUUUCUAAUACAAGAAUACAGACAAUCUCCAAACGUUUAAGAAAGCAGGAACAAAAUGAUGGAAGCUGUGAAUGGUAUGUUUGUGAAGGCUUUCAGCUUGUACUCAAGAAACAAGCUGAAGCUUUAGAAGCAUUAGGAGUAUGUCCACAAAUGAAGGAUGAAGUUCUGUGCAAUUUUUGGAGGUGUUACCUUCAGAAGAGCAAACAGGCAUAUUGUAAGAGACCAGCUGGGGAAAUUGUUAAAACAUUAUCAGCUUGUGAUAGCAGCACUGAUGGGGACAGUGAACCAGAGAGACCCAGCCUUCUCCACUUGUUGUCUGGCUCUGAAAGCGAGGGGGAUCUACAGACUGAUUGCAGCUUUGCCUCAUCAACUAGCAGGGUCUCAGGAAGUACUUCUGUGUGCUCUGGGUCAGUAGAUGGUAGUGUGUACUUCAUGAAGAACAAAAAGGAUAAACUGAGGAUGACGAUGCCAAUGACCCUCUCAUUUUGUUACAUGGCAUUACUCUGGUUGAGAGAACCCAUGACGUUAUCUGACCUCUUAAGGUUUGUUGUUGAAGGCCAUAUUCCGUAUCUGAAUGUUUUUCAGCAUUUUCCAGAGAAGAUGAAAUUAUGUGGACUUGAUCUUAAGAUCUUUUGUGUAGAGUCAUGGCCUGCAUACGAAGAAGUGUACAACAAAAUGCUUGAGCUUGCAGCCUUUUUAGACCUGCCUCGUUUCCCAGAUAUAACAGACAGCUGCUUUCUUCAUCCAGACAUGUUAUGCAUGAAGUACUUGAUGGAAGCUAAUUUACCUGAUGAGUUGCAUAAUUGGACUUGUCGAGUGGUGAAAAAGAUCUGCAUUGGAGAAGCAGAUUUCCUGACUCUUGUGCCUGGGAAUAAGUCGACAAGAAAAGUGAAAUAUGAUGUUCUUGCUGCAGCAGUUAUUGUAGUUGUGCUCAAAUUACUGUUUUUAUUAGAUGAUCACUAUGAAUGGUUCCUUUCAGACUUUGCCAAAGAAAGAAAUAAAAAUAACAAAGAAGGUGGUCCAUAUUUUGAGUUCAAAAAGUGGUACAAGGUGAUAAAAUGUUCCUUGGAUGUGGAGCAAAAGAAAUUGGAUGAAGACAGAGCCAAGUAUCUGUGGAGAUGUGAAAAACCACUGUUUUAUUCAGCCAAAAAGAAAUCUAAAGUUCUUAAGAGAAGACAAAUGGUUGUGAACUUACAAAAUCAGUUUGGCAAGCUGUCUGGUUCAGUGCGACCUGCUGAGAAGCCAAAUCCUUCAAGUUUUCAGUUAAGUUGGUCUGAAGCAAACACAGAUGGGAGUUGUUUUCACGGACAUAGCCUGAAGGGAAUUUUGCAAGAAAAAUGUGGUUUGCUUACAGCCAUGAACCCUGAGUAUUGGCUGUGCACAGAUAAACUAUGUAAUGAGAGAUUGUGUCGUCAUCUGGCUCAUUACAGAGAGGCAGACUUUCCCCAGAGUUACCACUUUGUACUAGGGUUAUUCUCCUUUCUUCUGAGGAUAGAGCCCUCUUACAUCCAUGACGAGGUGUGUGUGAUAGAACAUAAACUUUUUAACAAAAAAAUCUUUAAAAAGCCGAAGUACGACACAAGCCUAAGGAAGUUAAAAAGGCCUAAAAAUAACAGUAUUAAAACUGUGUAA